AUGGUCAAGUCAUAUCUACGAUUCGAGCAUCUCCGAACCUUCGGUAUUGUCGCCUCGGGCACUGCGAAUGCCAUAUGGACCCCGGAGAGCAACAGCACAUCGCGCACCAAUGCCGGUCGCGCCGUAGUCCCGGCGAACGAAGAAGUCCUUACCUGGGAUAUUAAGAAGGGCGAGCUCAUCUCCCGGUGGAGAGACCCCAAAUGCAAAUCCGAAGUCUCGGCCAUCGUCCAGUCCCAAACCGACAACGACAUAUUCGCAGUUGGUUACAACGAUGGAUCAAUCCGACUAUGGGAUACCAAAACCUCUACAGUAAUAAUCAGCUUCAAUGGGCAUCGCUCGGCAGUUUCGACCCUAUGCUUCGACCACUCUGGCACCCGUCUUGCGAGCGGCAGUAAGGAUGCCAACAUUAUCGUUUGGGAUCUGAUCUCUGAAGUUGGGCUCUACAGACUACGGGGUCACAAAGACCAGAUCACAAAGAUUGUGUUCCUACGUGGCCCCGAGAUUAAAGAUGACGCAAUGGGUGCGAAUGAUGCGGGCUGGUUAGUCAGUACUGGCAAAGACACACUGAUAAAACUUUGGGAUCUUUCAACCCAGCACUGCAUGGAGACCCACGUUGCGCACAAUGGAGAAUGUUGGACAAUGGCAGUGUCCCCCGAUGAACGGGGUUGUAUCACAGCAGGAAACGACGGAGAACUCAAAGUAUGGGGGAUUGACACAUCCAGCCUUGCAUCGCGGUCGAAGGGCGAUACAGAUUGCCUGAUACCUCGCGGGGCUCUAUACAGAUCCACCAAGGACCGCGCCACAAUGGUGACCUUUCACCCCACAUCCAACUUCGUGGCAAGCCACGGCUCCGACAAGAAUGUCGAGAUCUGGCGGAUAAGAACGGAAGACGAGGUCAAAAAGGCGCUAAAGCGCAAGAGAAAGCGGAAGGAAGAAAAGGCGGCGAAGGGUGCAAAACCCAAGCCUGAAGAACCCACAGAAGAAGAACCCGAAUCAUUGGCAUCUGCCGAGGUCAGCGAUGUUUUCGUCUCUUAUGUCACACUCCGGACUAGCGGCAAGGUCCGUUCAGUAGAUUGGGCCACCCGAGGGGGAAGCAAAGCAUCUGAAGCUGUAAAGCUCCUUGUAGCCUGCACAAACAACACCCUCGAAUUCUACGAUAUUCCCAAGCCCUCACGGAAGGAAGGGAAGAAGGAAGCCGCAGAAGUCCCAGAGUACAACAAAGUCUACACUGUCGAGCUACCAGGUCACAGGACCGAUAUCCGUUCCCUAUCCCUCAGCUCUGACGAUCGAAUGCUUGCGUCUGCAUCCAGCGGCUCUCUCAAAAUCUGGAACGUCAAAACCUCUACCUGCAUCCGGACCUUUGAGUGCGGCUAUGCCCUCUGCUGUUCCUUCCUCCCCGGCGACAAGAUUGUAGUAGUAGGCACAAAAUUUGGUGAACUAGAGCUCUUCGACGUCACCUCCUCCAGCAUCAUCGAAACAGUUGCAGCGCACGAGGGUGCAAUCUGGUCUCUGCAAGUCCACCCAGACGGAAAGUCCCUCGUCACCGGCUCCGCAGACAAGAACGUCAAGUUCUGGAAUUUUGAGAUUGUGCAGGAGGAGAUCCCCGGCACAAAACGCACAACUCCGCGCCUGAGGCUAGCCCACACCCGCACUCUCAAGGUCACAGAUGAUGUGCUCUCUGUACGCUACUCCCCUAAUACCAAACUUCUUGCCAUUGCGCUGCUAGACAACACCGUGAAGGUGUUCUUUGCAGACACUCUGAAGCAUCUCCUCAAUCUCUACGGCCACAAGCUGCCCGUGCUCUCAAUGGACAUCUCUUCAGACUCCAAGCUCAUCGCAACAUGUUCCGCCGACAAGAAUGUCAAGAUCUGGGGUCUUGACUUUGGAGACUGUCACAAGAGUUUCUUCGCCCACCAGGACUCGGUCAUGCAGGUCGCCUUCGAGCGCAACUCUCACAAUUUCUUCUCCGCCGGCAAAGACAAACUCAUCAAGUACUGGGACGGCGACAAGUUCGAGAACAUCAUGAAGAUGGACGGUCACUUUGGCGAAGUAUGGGCCCUCGCCGUCGGCAAAGUCAGCGAAAUAAUUGUCUCCGCCAGUCACGACAAAAGCAUCCGAGUAUGGGAGCAAGGCGACGACGAGAUCUUCCUAGAAGAGGAGCGCGAAAAGGAGCUUGAAGAGCUCUACGAAUCCACACUAACCACCUCUCUUGAAGCCGAAGGCGACGCCAACGACGGCGGGGCCACCGCCGCCGGAAAGCAAACCAUUGAAACCCUCAUGGCCGGCGAGCGUCUCAUGGAGGCACUCGACGCCGGCAUCGCCGACCUUGCCCUCCUGCGGGAGUACGCACAAGCCAAAGCCACCCGACCCAACCUCGCGCCCCCCGCUCGAAACCCCGUCUUCGUUGCACUAGGCAACAUCUCCGCCGAAAAACACGUCUUGACCACGGCACAGCGCAUCAAGGCAUCCCACUUGCAAGACGCCCUACUCGUGCUGCCGUUCGAGAAGGUUGUGUCGUUCCUGACGUUCCUGGACAUCUGGGCGCAGAAGGAGUGGCACAUCUCGCUGACGUGCCGGAUCCUGUUCUUCCUACUCAAGACGCAUCAUAAGCAGAUUGUGGCGUCAAAGACGAUGCGGACGAUGCUGGAUAGUGUGAGGGCGAACCUAAGGGCUGCGUUAAGACACCAGAAGGAUGAGAUGGGAUUCAAUCUGGCGGCGGUCAAGUUUGUUAAGAGUGGGGUUGAUCAGAGAGGGGUGAGCGAGUAUGUGGAUGAGGAGGCGUUUAAGAUGCAGGAGGAAAGGGCGACGAAGAAGAGAGGCUUCGCAACUCUGGCUUAA
Messenger RNA from Morchella importuna, 2838 nucleotides. RefSeq lists its product as uncharacterized. The transcript has 3 exons. The record is from RefSeq and is a predicted model, not a curated record. Gene Ontology annotation, molecular function: snoRNA binding; protein binding. Lineage: Eukaryota; Fungi; Ascomycota; Pezizomycetes; Pezizales; Morchellaceae. Bases 1 to 2838 code for a protein of 945 amino acids. Gene Ontology annotation, cellular component: small-subunit processome; Pwp2p-containing subcomplex of 90S preribosome. Gene Ontology annotation, biological process: maturation of SSU-rRNA.